This is a messenger RNA of Nannospalax galili (Upper Galilee mountains blind mole rat), 945 nucleotides long. Its product is annotated as olfactory receptor 51F1-like. Gene Ontology annotation, molecular function: G protein-coupled receptor activity; olfactory receptor activity. Lineage: Eukaryota; Metazoa; Chordata; Mammalia; Rodentia; Spalacidae. Gene Ontology annotation, biological process: G protein-coupled receptor signaling pathway. The coding region runs from base 7 to 945 and encodes 312 amino acids. The record is from RefSeq and is a predicted model, not a curated record. Gene Ontology annotation, cellular component: membrane. The transcript has a single exon.
GAGACCAUGGUAUUCCCAAGCAACUUCACAUGGAAAUUUCCAACCUUCUUGUUGACUUGCGUUCCUGGCCUUGAGUCUGCUCACGUCUGGAUCUCCAUCCCCUUCUGUUGCCUCUAUGCCGUUGCCCUCUCUGGGAACAGCAUGAUCCUCUUUGUCACGGUGACCCAGCAGAGUCUCCAUGAACCCAUGUACUAUUUCCUCUCCUUGCUGUCAGCCGCGGACCUGGGUUUGACUGUUUCUACAAUGUCAACCACCUUGGGAGUCCUGUGGUUUCAUGCAAAUGAAAUCAAUCUAGACACCUGCAUUAUCCAGAUGUUUUUUCUCCAUGGAUUCACUUUUAUAGAAUCUGGGGUGUUGGUUGCCAUGGCUUUUGACCGUUAUGUAGCAAUCUGUAACCCUCUUAGGUACACAACAGUUCUUACUAACUCUAGAGUCAUUCAGAUGAGUUUCCUAGUGAUUGUGCGUUCUGUAGUAUUAACAGUACCACUACUUUUGCUCCUCAAGCCUCUCCCUUUCUGUAAAAUGAAUACCCUUUCCCACUCUUACUGCUACCAUCCAGAUGUGAUUAAACUAGCAUGCUCAGACACUCGGGCCAACAGCAUCUGUGGAUUAGCUGAUCUCGUUCUCACCACAGGGGUAGAUACACCAUGCAUUGUCUUGUCUUAUAUAUUGAUCAUUCAGUCUGUCCUUGGUAUUGCCUCCUCUGAAGAAAGGUACAAAGUCUUCAGCACCUGUGUGUCCCACAUUGGAGCAGUUGCUAUUUUCUAUAUCCCUAUGAUGAGCCUGUCCUUGGUACAUCGCUAUGGUCGGUCAACCCCUAAAGUGGUCCAUUCAAUGAUGGCCAAUGUUUACCUUCUUUUGCCUCCAGUACUCAACCCCAUCAUCUACAGUGUGAAAACUAAACAGAUCCGCAAGGCUAUCCUUAGUCUACUCCUUUCAAAAUAA